Phytophthora sojae is the source of this 615-nucleotide messenger RNA. RefSeq lists its product as hypothetical. The record is from RefSeq and is a predicted model, not a curated record. Gene Ontology annotation, cellular component: cytosol. The transcript is spliced from 4 exons. Bases 14 to 562 code for a protein of 182 amino acids. Gene Ontology annotation, molecular function: ATPase activator activity; protein-folding chaperone binding. Gene Ontology annotation, biological process: positive regulation of ATP-dependent activity; protein folding. Lineage: Eukaryota; Oomycota; Peronosporomycetes; Peronosporales; Peronosporaceae.
GGCGGCGUCGAGGAUGUCGAGCGACGAGGGCGAGAAGAAGCUGCACAGCGGCUACCACGGCUGGAUGAAGACCAUCCCCAAGACGUCGCAGGACUUCACCCCCGUGCGGAUCGACAACUCGGAGGCGGUGGCGGCCCCCGUGAGUCGGAGCGACUCGAGCUCGGUCUGGAACUCUGCGGGCACGUGGGAGGAGCGCGACAAGUCCGAGUGGGCUCGUGAGCGCCUGAAACACCACAUCCUGACGUCCUUCAGCUUCGACGACGAGUCCAUCAAGGCUACGUCCGUUGUGCGCUGCGACGGAGAGGCCAAGCUUGUGUUUAGUCGCGGCAAGAAGCGCUGCGGCUACGAGCUGUCGGUCAAGUUUGCGUGGGAGAGCGGCGACGUGUCGGGCCACGUGGAGCUGCACGACUUUGACGACACGAGCGGAGACGACUACGAGGUGCUUGUCACGGUGGACGGCAACAGUCAGAGCGAGCUCGCCGCGAAGAAGGCGGUGCUGGGCAAGGAGCCUGAGCUGCGCAAGCUGCUCGCUCUCUGGAAGGAGGAGCUGCUGCAGCAAUAAAUCAAUUCAAUACAUUUGUGUACACUGCACUGUGUGCGCGAUUUUCACAGACU